Molecule: messenger RNA, 1272 nt
Organism: Dichotomopilus funicola
Lineage: Eukaryota; Fungi; Ascomycota; Sordariomycetes; Sordariales; Chaetomiaceae
Product: glycoside hydrolase
Exons: 2
Coding region: 1-1272 (423 amino acids)
Source: RefSeq, a predicted model, not a curated record
AUGCAUUCCCUUCUUUUCACACUCGGUCUGGCGACCGCCUUCGCCCCCUUUGCAGCAGCACACACGACCUUCACCACUCUUUUCAUUGACGGCGUCAACCAGGGCGAUGGCACCUGCAUCCGCAUGGCGAAGAAGGGCGAUGUAGCCACCUUUCCCAUCGCCGGCGGACUUGGAAGCAAGGACAUGGCCUGUGGACUGGAUGGACAAGACGCCGUGGCAUUCACCUGUCCAGCCCCCUCCGGCGCCAAGUUAACCCUCGAGUUUCGCAUGUGGGCCGACGCCGCGAAGCCCGGCGCCAUCGACGAUUCCCACGUCGGCCCCAUGGCCAUCUAUCUCAAGAAAGUCUCUGAAGACAUGAAGGCCACCCCGGCCGCAGGCGGCGGUUGGUUCAAGAUCUGGGACGAAGGCUUCGACGCGGCGGCCAAAAAAUGGGCCACCGAGAAGCUGAUCGCCGACAACGGCCUGCUCAGCAUCGACCUCCCCACCGGCCUGCCCGAGGGCUAUUACCUCGCCCGUCACGAGAUCAUCACCCUGCAGAACGUCACCAACAACGUUGUCGCCCCGCAGUUCUAUGUUGGCUGCGCGCAGCUGCACAUCGCCGGCGGUUCGGGGGGGAAUAUCCCCUCUGACAAAACCGUCGCCAUCCCCGGCCACAUCAGCGACGCGACCUCGCCCAGCCUCGACUUCAAUGUCUACCAAGAAGACCCAACCACCUACAAGGUCCCCGGCCCCAAGGUCUUCUUCCCCACCUCCGGCAGCAACACCAAGGUAACCACCACCAACGACAAGAUCGCCGGCACCGUCCCCGCCACCUGCCUCCUCAAAAACGCCAACUGGUGCGGCACCGCGGUACCCGCCUACACCGACGAAACCGGCUGCUGGGCCUCCGCACAAAACUGCUGGGACCAGCUCGACGUAUGCUAUAACACGGCUCCUCCGACAGGUAGCAGGGGGUGUAAGCUAUGGGAGGAGAAGAUGUGCACUGUGCUGCAGAACGCGUGCCAGUCGAAGCAAUUCCAGGGUCCGCCUAAGACGGAUCUGAAGGCUGAUGCGGAGGGGGUGAAUGCGCCUGUUCCGGGAAAGUUGCCUGGGGCGGUGAAUGAGGGGGUUAAGCAGGUUGGUGAAGGGGAGGGGAACAACGGGGCGGCAGCGACGGCGACGGCGAGUGCGGCUGGACCCGAGGCGACCGGCGGGUUGAAGAAGAAGUGUGGGUUGAAGAAGGCGCGGAGGGAAGAGAUUCGGAGGAGGAGGGUGGUGAUGGCCUUGCCUUGA